Daucus carota subsp. sativus is the source of this 2638-nucleotide messenger RNA. RefSeq names its product pentatricopeptide repeat-containing protein At2g01510, mitochondrial. Bases 14 to 1801 code for a protein of 595 amino acids. The record is from RefSeq and is a predicted model, not a curated record. Lineage: Eukaryota; Viridiplantae; Streptophyta; Magnoliopsida; Apiales; Apiaceae. The transcript has 3 exons. Gene Ontology annotation, molecular function: zinc ion binding; protein binding.
UGUUCAACAAGGCAUGCUACUAAAACCAACACAAUCCGGGUCAAAUUUGACCCGGUUGUUCCCCUUAACAAAACAAGCAAUCGAUUCUCUAUUACAAGCUCACUCUUCGUGUCCCACUCAGCUCAUGCAAGCCCAUGCACUACUUUUAACAACUGGGUUGUCGAUCAAAAACAGUUUAAUCACUCGAUUACUCGAAAAUUUCAUAAUGCUUGGUGACAUGUCAUAUGCACGCAAACUGUUUGAUGAAUUGCACAAGCCAAGAGCUUAUCUAUGGAACACUUUAAUAAAAGGGUAUGUUAAAUAUGAAAUUCCCUGUCAAGCUGUGACCCUUUAUAGAGAUAUGCAUGGUCUUGGUGUUCGUCCCGACCCGUUUACGUUCCCGUUUGUUGUUAAGGCUUGCGCUGAGUUUUGGGAUGUUUGGGUUGGUGCUGCGGUUCAUGCUGUUGUUUUGAAGUACGGGUUGGAGUUUAUUGCUAUGGUGAGGACUGAGUUGAUGAUGAUGUAUGUGAAAUAUGGGGAAUUGAGUUAUGCGGAGAAGUUGUUUUUUAGUAUGGAGGAUAGGGAUUUGGUGUCGUGGAAUGCGCUUAUCUCAGCGUAUGCUCAAAAUGGUUAUGCUGUGAACGCUUUGAGGAUGUUUCAUGAAAUGCGUGUAGGGGGGAUUAAUCCGGAUGGUGUGACUAUUGUGAGUGCUUUGUCAGCGUGUUCACAAUUGGGGUGCUUGGAGACUGCGGAGAAAAUAUAUGAGUUUGGAAGGAGGGAAGGAAGGGUUGAAGGUAAUGUGUUUAUUGAUAAUGCAAGGUUAGAUGUUUAUGUAAAAUGUGGAUGUAUGGACAUGGCUUUCAAGCUUUUUAAUAGAAUGCCUUACAGGAAUGUUAUUUCUUGGAGUACUAUGAUUGGGGGUUAUGCUUUGAAUGGGGAAAGUGGCAUAGCACUGAAAUUGUUCUCCAGGAUGAAAUAUGAGGGGGUACAGCCAAACAGUGUGACCUAUCUUGGGGUUCUUUGUGCCUGUAGCCAUGCCGGCCUAGUAGAGGAAGGAUGGAAUAACUUCAAUAACAUGACGUACUCGGAUAAUUGUAAUUUGAAACCUAGAAAAGAACACUAUGCUUGUAUGGUAGACCUUCUUGGUCGGUCAGGACGCCUUGAAGAGGCUUAUAACUUUAUUACAACCAUGCCAAUCGAGCCCGAUGCAGCAGUUUGGGCAGCUCUAUUAGGUGCUUGUUCAAUUUAUCACAAUAUUGAUAUGGGGCAGCAUGCGGCGGACAUGCUUUUCGAAUUAUCCCCUGAUAUAGCAUCAUAUCAUGUUCUAGUGUCCAACAUGUAUGCAGCUGCAGGCAGGUGGAAGUGUGUUGCAAAAGUUAGGCACAAAAUGCGUAAAAAAGGUGUAAAGAAAGUGGCUGCAUACAGCUCAAUUGAGUAUAAUGGCCAAAUUCAUAUUCUUUAUGCGGGAGAUAGAUGGCAUCCACAAAUGUCAAGAAUAUACCAGAACUUGAAGGAACUAAUUGAAAGGAUAAAAACAUGGGGUUACAGCCCAAAGUCUGAUUCCGUAUUACAUGAUGUUGACGAAGAGGAAAGAGAAGAAACACUUAGCACUCACAGUGAAAAGCUUGCUAUUGUAUUUGGUCUUAUCAAUAUAGAAGGUCAGAUGCCUAUCAGAGUGAUUAAGAAUUUGAGGACAUGCGAUGACUGCCAUACAUUUGCUAAAAUCGUCUCAAAAAUGACCAUGAGGGAGAUCAUCAUGAGAGAUAAGAGUCGUUUCCACCAUUUCAAACAUGGGUCUUGUUCGUGCAAAGAUUUUUGGUGAUUUGGCUUAAUGCAUCCUUCUCCCAGUUUGCCAAUGGUGAUUUAUGUUUUGUCACUCAAACUGCAACAAAAUUAUGAAGAAAAGCUGUUGGUGAAUUGAUUAAAGAUUGAGGCCCAACUUUCUAUUCGUAUGUGAUGUUCCAGUGACACGGAUCAUAUAUAAGUUUGUCAAAUGAGUGACAUAUGCUUAGUAUGCAGGAUUAUAUAAUAUUCUUAUGUGCAUACGAUAAGAUAAACAGACUCUGCAUGGACAAAGAUCUACUCUACCACGACUUAUAAACAGAAGAAAUGUAGCUCUUCAAUACAUUCGCAACUAAGUGAAAAUAAGUUGAUACACAUCAGCUCUGAUGAUUAUGGGUCUUUUAUAUCCACUGAUCUCCAUUUUAAGGCACUUCUUACCUGACCCAGAAAUUUGUAUUUAUAGCCUUCAAUCUGUCCUGUCCUUGAUAUAUAAUGUUCUGUGGUUUUAUGAAGGCUGAGGGGUUUCAUAUAUGUUGGAAUCAGAAUCAUUAUUGUAUGCUGAGGCCCUCAAGACAUAACUGGAUAGUACAUGUCUAUGGCAACUGGCAUCUCUGAAGCCACUAAGGAUCACAGUCCAGAUGAUCUUCAAUGUGCUGCUAUGAACAUAUACAGCAAUUCUGAUAAAGCACUUUCACUCCAGAGUACAGACUUGGUGGGUAGAUGGAAGCAAUAAACUUAAGUUUUCUAGAGGUAGUUGCAUCCUCAUCAUCCUUCUUUAAAGAACAUUUAUAUGUGCAUUAUUACGGUUGCAAGCAAACAUUCAUUUUCGGGGAAAAACUAUUUUCAUUCACAAAAUUAAGAUCUCAAUGUCCCUCAU